This is a messenger RNA of Guillardia theta CCMP2712, 581 nucleotides long. RefSeq lists its product as hypothetical. NCBI's taxonomy places the organism in Eukaryota, Cryptophyceae, Pyrenomonadales, Geminigeraceae. Bases 348 to 581 code for a protein of 77 amino acids. The record is from RefSeq and is a predicted model, not a curated record. The transcript has a single exon.
CUCAGGUGAUAUGGCGCCAAAUCAAUCUUUCAGCGGUUAGAUAGCGAUUUGUUAGAAGGGCCCGUAGAGCAGGAUAGUUAGGACAAACACAUUGGUCAUGAAUGGUGGACAUCAUUGGGUGGAAAAUUUGGAUUGAGAAAGUCAGAUGGGUGACAAUUGAAAUCGAUGGGAUUUGAAGCACAAUGAUGGGAUGGAAGACUAGAUGAUCAGAAAGGUGUCUGGGGAGCCUGACUGAUCAGAGGGGAAGCCUGACGAACAAGUGCAGUGCGGCACAGUCGAGUUCAGGUGGUGGAGGAGUGUUGAUGGUACUGACGAGGUUUCUAUGAAGGAGAGUGUGUAGGUAAAAGAUGGAUGGAGAAGGAUCUGGGAGCCUGAGCAAGAAGCAGCUUGGAGCAUGGAGGAGGAGAUUGCGAUUCGGGAGGAUGCAGGGUGCAGCUAGCAUGGAGGAUGCAGGAAGCUUGAUGGAGGAGAUUGGGAUCCAGGAAAGAGCAGGCAGCUUGGAGGAGGAGAGCGCGGUGGUGCAGCUUGGAGGAGGAGCAGGGAGAUGUUUAAAAAGGGGGUUCCCGGAGGAUGAAGGAUGA